This is a messenger RNA of Mesorhabditis belari, 855 nucleotides long. NCBI's taxonomy places the organism in Eukaryota, Metazoa, Nematoda, Chromadorea, Rhabditida, Rhabditidae. The record is from the annotation of a GenBank genome assembly.
AUGAGAAAUCUUCUUUUAUUGACGAUCACUUUUCUCUUAAUCACAUCGACUUUCGCAAAAAAAGAAAAGAAAGAAAAAGAAGAGAAGAAAGUGAAGGAGGAAGAGAAGAAAGAAGAGAAGAAAGAAGAGGCAAAGGAAGAGAAAAAGGAGAAAGAUCUCAGCAAUGGUUUCGCUGGCGAUAUCGACUGGGUUCAAUGGGAAAACGCUGUCGAGGUGGCGAAAGAGCAAAACAAACCGAUCUUCUUCCUCAUCCAUAAAACUUGGUGUGGAGCGUGCUCGUCGUUGAAACGCGAGUUCAAAUCCUCGCAAAACACGAAAGAUCUCGUCGAGUUGUCAAAGAAAUUCGUGAUGGUGAAUGUUGAAGAUGAUGGUGAACCAGAAGAUGACAAGUAUGCUCCUGAUGGAGGAUACAUUCCGAGGAUUCUCUUUCUCGACUCUAACGGCUCACCGUUAAGCACAAACAACGAAAAGCGCUACAAAAACAACAAAUACUUCUAUCCACUCGUCCCGCAAAUCAUUGACGCAAUGGCUCGAGCACAAAAAGAAUGGACUGAGGUUUCUGGAAAGAACACUGAAUCAUCAUCAGUGAAGAAGGAUGAGAAGAAGAAGGAAGAAAAGAAAGAAAAGAAAGAAAAAGAAGAGAAGAAAGAGAAGAAAGAAGUGAAAGAAGAGAAGAAAGAAAAGAAGGAAAAGGAAGAGAAAAAAGAAAAGAAAGAAAAGAAAGAAGAGAAGAAAAGUAAAGAUGAGAAGAAGGAUAAGAAGAAGGAUGAUAAGGAGAAGAAGGAAAAGAAAGAGGAUAAGAAAGAGGAGAAGAAGGGAAAGGAUUCGAAGAAGAAGAGUAAGAAAGACGAGUUG